Messenger RNA from Dryobates pubescens (Downy woodpecker), 1239 nucleotides. RefSeq names its product actin like 9 (gene ACTL9). The coding region runs from base 1 to 1239 and encodes 412 amino acids. Gene Ontology annotation, molecular function: nucleosomal DNA binding; protein kinase binding. Lineage: Eukaryota; Metazoa; Chordata; Aves; Piciformes; Picidae. Gene Ontology annotation, cellular component: NuA4 histone acetyltransferase complex; axon; cytoplasm. Gene Ontology annotation, biological process: axonogenesis; cell motility. The transcript has a single exon. The record is from RefSeq and is a predicted model, not a curated record.
AUGAGCUCCACAAGCUGGGGCCCAGGACCCCCCAGAAGCAGGGACUCCCUGCUCCCUUUCUACACUGCUCAGCAGUCACUGGGAUCAUGCAGCUCUGGGUCAAACAUCACCAGCAGCCAGCAGCUGGUGCUGAGAACAGGAGCAGUGGUGAUCGACCCAGGCACCAGGAGCUGCAGAGCAGGGUUCUGUGGAGAGGAGACACCCAGGGUGGAAAUCAACACAGGGGUGGGGUGCCCCAUGGCCUGGCCCCCAGGGGCAGGAGAAAACAGAUCUGAAGCUUUCAGGGGAGAGGAAGCCUUGCCCUGCCCCGAGGCUGAGGUGCAGCUGAUGCAGAAGGGCAUCGUCACCAACUGGGAAGCAGCUGGAUGCCUGUGGCAGCAUCUGUUUGACCACGAGCUUCAGGUGCCCCCUGAGGAGUAUGCCCUGCUCCUCACUGAGCCCCCACUCAGCCCCAGCAGGCACAGAGAGAAGGUGGUGGAGCUGGUGUUUGAGUCCCUGGGCUGCCCUGGCUUCUUCGUCAGCCCGCAGCCUGUCCUCGCCGCCUACGCCCACGGCACAACCAGCGGCCUGGUGGUGGACGUGGGGCACGCUGUCAGCUCUGCUGUGCCGGUCCAUGAGGGCUACAGCCUGGCACAUGCCACCAAGAAGAGUGAGCUGGCAGGGUCACAUCUCUCCUGGCACCUGCUGAAGCUCUUGGAGGACAGAGGGUACGAGCUCAGCAGCGAGGUGGCCAACGUGGUGGAAGACAUCAAGCACAAGUGCUGCUACGUUGCUUCCAGCUUGGAGGCUGAGUGCCAGCUCCCACCAGGCAGCUACACCCUGGAUUAUGCCCUGCCUGAUGGCCAGACCAUCAGCCUCAGCAAGGAGAGGUUUCAGUGCCCAGAAAUACUCUUCAACCCUCCUGCCAACUGGGGCAUCCCCUACGGGGGCAUCCAUGAGAUGGCCCAGAGAAGCCUCAGCCAGCUUCCAGAAGAAAUGAAGUCAGCCAUGUACAAAAACAUCCUCCUCUGUGGGGGGUCCUCCCUCUUUGAGGGGCUAGAGAGGAGGUUUCACAGCGAGCUCCUCCAAAUCCUGGCCCCCAGCAGCAAGGUCAAAGUGGCUGCCCCAGCCCUGCGCAGGUACUCGGCGUGGACAGGGGGAUCCAUCCUCAGCUCCCUCCUGAACUUCCAAAGGUGGUGGAUCCGCAGGGAGGAGUACACGGAGGAGGGGCCACGCAUCGUCCACAGCAGGUGCUACUGA